Molecule: messenger RNA, 1935 nt
Organism: Spirometra erinaceieuropaei
Lineage: Eukaryota; Metazoa; Platyhelminthes; Cestoda; Diphyllobothriidea; Diphyllobothriidae
Source: the annotation of a GenBank genome assembly
AUGUCAGGUUAUAAUAGAUUUGCUCUCAUUACUAGAUUUUAGACUCAGAUGCAACAGAACCAGCAACUGACGACUUCGAGUCACGCUUCCUAGAAAUAGAUGAUUACUCGGACGAGGUUGGUUUUGUCACUGUGAAGUUUAUGACUUAAUUAUUUGCUUAAGGCAAACUUUCAUUUUGCACUUUUAAGUCAGGCUUAUCCUUCUUAAUGCCUUCUUUAACUUUACAUGUCAGGUUGAGGUCUGCUUUCUUUAUUUUGGGCCUUUCAGGAGUCUGUUGAAACAGAUUUUGACAGGUCAGGAAAACAAGUUACCGAGAAUGCAAAGUUGAACAGCACUGUAGCUGGCACACAUCCUUCCAAAAGCCUAGCUAAACCUGAUCAGUCGCCGGCUACUGAGCGCAGUCUUCGGCCAACUCGACUGCGCCGUCGUCCGCCUUCGCGUUAUGAAGACGAGUGCGAGGACGAAGAUGAGGAAGAUCAAGACGAAGAAGUGAAUAUUGUACGGCAAAAUCAUCAGGCGACCUCGUCGGGCCUUGUCCGAACCCGAUUGGGCUAUCAAAACUCACAGAGCUCUCUCUGGAGCCUUGAAGAUGUGACACGUACACCAUCUGAAACCACAAAUCAACCAACAGCGGCUCAACUGGAAGCCAGACUCCGGCGCAUUGUUCGCAGACGGGAGUCCGCUAAGCACAAGGCAGAGAUGGAGAAAAUGCAGACAGUCGAAAAGUUAUUAAGGGUACAUGCUCUGUUAUGUUUUUACGCUUUGUCUCAUCCAGAAACAUUCGUUAUCUGUACCGUCUGGUCAACUCCCACCGACUAACGUACACCAGCUGGCGGCUAAAUCUACAAGACACCGGCCUUAAGACCGUUCCAUAUGCUACGUAGGGCACCUUUUUUCCGACCGAUAAGGAUGUGCUCAGCUAUGAGAAGCCACGUUAGCGCUCAUGUGCAUCAUUAUUUAGGCGCUUAAUGCACCGCUAAUGUUACAUCUCUUACAUCUUAACAUCUUACCAAUUUCGGUUGCGCACUUUUAGAGCGUGUGCAAGUUUAACCACUAUUAGGCAUUUUGUCUUAUACCCAGGCUCUUCUUGUCUUGGCCUUGUGCUACAUGGUUAAGCCUUUAAUCGCCAGUUUUUUAUUAGGCCAAGUUUUACUCGACCUAAGUGGUGAUAGCCUUGCCCCUAGAGCGGUUUUGGCGUACGGGCACAUUUUUACUGACAGGUAACGGUAGCUUUGCCACAAAAACGCCUCACUGAGUGGAUAACCGACAGCAUUCGGUGCCGUUGCUGUUUGAAUCUUCCCACUUAUCGGCCAUGACCCCUAAACAUCAAAUUACGGAAGUAACUGCUUCCGGUGUUGCUUACUGACCCUCAUAAGCGAACCCACGCUUUGACUUUAUUAUCGUCAUUGGUUCACUUUCUGUUGUCAGGGGCUCACAUCAUUUUUUACUUUUGGUGUCCAGGUCAAUACAAACUACACUGUAGUCCCAGGGAAGGGCCGCGGACGUGGCCGAAGGCGAAAGACAACAGACGCCCCUGUCCCAGCUUGUACGGCAGCCUCAUCAGACAGUGAAGAUUCUGUGCAAUUCCCCGACUCCAACAGCACUGGUGCCAAUGGAGGCGGCGUUGGCGGUGGUCAACCCAAGAAUGCCCUCCAUCCCUCCGCCACCCUUGACCCACCCGUCGGCUACAUUCGCCUUAUCUCCUCAGAGCGAUUUUCUCCUCAUACUACGGUGCUGGCGUUGCCUCCCGCCGUCGAACUCUCCCUCUCCUUUCCUCACCAUGUAGCACCUCCAGAACCUGUCCGUACUUUGUGUGCACAGUGCUGUAUUCGUCCUCGACGCUAUGCAUGUCCAAAAACCGGUAAACCUCUCUGCAGCCUUGAGUGUUUCAAGACUCUCCGCGCCCAGUCUCUCGAGAUCGAAGCUGUCAGCUAG